Molecule: messenger RNA, 1461 nt
Organism: Emys orbicularis (European pond turtle)
Lineage: Eukaryota; Metazoa; Chordata; Testudines; Emydidae
Gene: UBXN11
Product: UBX domain protein 11
Exons: 14
Coding region: 1-1461 (486 amino acids)
Biological process (GO): proteasome-mediated ubiquitin-dependent protein catabolic process
Molecular function (GO): ubiquitin binding
Source: RefSeq, a predicted model, not a curated record
AUGAGUUCUCCUCUUUCCUCCCUGGGAAAGCACCGCAGAGUCCCACUGCAGCUACACAGUCCAGGGAAAAGGACAGUGCCAUUUAAACUGAGUGCCUACGAUGAGGAUGAAGCUGCGCUGCUGAAUGACAUCUUGUCUCCUAGAACAAAGAUUCCAGUGCAAGACAUUUCCCCUUCCUGCUCAAAGGGAACAGCAACAAAAACAAGUACCCAUGGGGCAGCUCCGACUGACAUGGAGCUCAUGUCCUCCAUGAUGCAAAAAAUUGCUUUGUUGGAACAAAAAGCAAAGAGCCAAGCACAGGAAAUCCAGCUGAAGGCUAGAAAGGUUGCUGAACUUGAGAAGCAGGUGCAGAUCCUUCAGAAAGGAAAAGAUUCCCCAGAGUCAAGCAGAAUAGAGGAACUGGAGGUGAAGUGUCUUCAGCUGCAGAAUCAGGUCUGGGAAAUGGAGCGGUUUCUGAAUGAUUAUGGAUUGAUUUGGGUUGGAGAGAGCAAUGAACAGCUGGAAGAGUUGAAAUCAUUGAAGAAGCAGGAAAAUCAGCCUUCAAGGGGUCUCUGGAAACCAGGCGACUCAACUGUUUCCAAGCACCCGAUCGAUUUUGAUUUAAUUUUGGAAAACCUGAAAGAUUUAAACGUGCUGGCUGGGGAAGGUGUGUCUCAAAUCGAGCGCACAGCAGGAGGUGCUAGACUGAGGCAGCCCCAAUCGAUAGCCCUCACUUUUUAUCAGAAUGGGAUAGUCAUGUUCAAUGGACCUUUCCGGUCGUACGAGGAGCCAUCCACGCAGCAAUGUCUUCAGGAUAUCAUGGAUGGCUAUUUUCCCUCAGAGCUACAGACGCGCUACCCGGAUGGCGUUCCUUUUCAGGUCACUGACAGGAGAGACGUUUUCUUUCGGGAGAGGCAGCUACCAGAGAACUUUCCUGGCCAGGGGCAGGUAGUUGGCCAUUCGAGGUCAAGUGAGGUAAAGGAAACCAGUGAGAUCCCAGGUCCCAAGCUCUCACUGGAGCAGUUUCUGAACAAACUUCCUAAAUCCUUGAUCCGGGAGGGACAAGUGAUUGAUAUCCGAGGACCAAUCAAAGAAACUCUGCAGGGCUCUCAUGGGACAGGUAGCAAUGAAGUGAUCCUGGUGGAGACGCCCAGCCUUGCAUCAAUGAAAGAGAGGUUGAAGGCAGACGAACAGGACCAGCCUCCAGCCCCCAACAUCUCCACUCUCCGGAUAAAAUCUGAGAAUGGGGAGCAGACAUACAUUGUAAAAAUGCUCUUCACAGAGACCAUAGGAGACCUGCGCCGGCACCUCGCCCAGAGCAGGGGUGGAGAACCACAGCCGUAUGAGAUCAUCAGCACCUUUCCCCAGAGAGUGUAUACUGACAACUUCAUGACCCUGCAGGAGUGUGGACUGAUUCCCAACGCCUCCCUUCUGCUGCGGGAAAAGAUCCCUUUGGCCAAGGAGGGACAGGGCCACAGAUAG